Anguilla anguilla (European eel) is the source of this 1072-nucleotide messenger RNA. RefSeq names its product dual specificity protein phosphatase 14. The transcript has 2 exons. Lineage: Eukaryota; Metazoa; Chordata; Actinopteri; Anguilliformes; Anguillidae. Gene Ontology annotation, cellular component: cytoplasm. Gene Ontology annotation, molecular function: MAP kinase tyrosine/serine/threonine phosphatase activity. Bases 39 to 572 code for a protein of 177 amino acids. The record is from RefSeq and is a predicted model, not a curated record. Gene Ontology annotation, biological process: protein dephosphorylation.
CUAAAGAGGAGACAGAAACUAAAGAGGUACCAGCCCCCAUGUCUGUCUCCAAGAUCACGCCCACCCUGUUCCUGAGCAGCGCCGACGCGGCCCAGAACAGGGCCUUGGUCUCCCGCAAGGGCAUCACCCUGAUCGUCAACGCCACCCUGGCGCACACCUGCCCCAGCUACCGGGGGGUGGAGUGCCUGCGGGUGCCCGUCUCCGACCUCCCGAGCGCCCCCCUGGGCAACCACUUUGAGAGGGUGGCGCAGCGUAUCCAUAACAACCGGACGGGCAGCACGCUGGUGUACUGCGCGGCUGGCAUGAGCCGCUCGCCCGCCCUGGUCAUGGCCUACCUCAUGCGCUACAAGGGGACCACGCUGCGGGAGGCGCACCGCUGGGUGCAGGACAGCCGGCCCUACGUCCGCCCCAACGCCGGCUUCUGGCGCCAGCUGCUGGACUACGAGAAGCAGCUUUACGGCAAGAACACUGUUAAAGUGGCUCCCUCCCUCGAGCUCGACCCUGGCAGUCAGCCGAGCGCGUUGUCAAUCAACCGGUCGCUGGGUAGAGCCAGAUACUGUAUGUACCAGUGAUGGAGCCCCCUAUUCUACUUCCUGUUCUGGUUGUGAGGCCCCUGUUCUACUUCCUGUUCUGGUUAUGAGACCCCUUUGUACUUCCUGUAUUGGUGCUGAAGCCCCUGUUCUACUUCCUGUAUCGGUGCUGAAACCCCUGUUCUACUUUCUGUGCUGAGCAUGUGCGAGGAGAGCGGGAAAUUACACUCUCAUUCAAGGUUAAGGUUCAAGGUUGCCUGUUUCAUUUUUUAUUUGUAGACCAAGUUUUUUUUUUCUGCUAACGAUCUAGCAUUGGACAUAGUUUUGAACUCUGAAUACUUUCAUAAGUUAUGUUAUUUAACAGGACGGUUUUCUCAGUUUGGCUUUGUUCCUCUGCAGUAUCAACCAGCCAAACAUUUUACUUUUUUUGUCAAAGUUUGGAUUGCAGCAGCAGUGUGUGUUCUUUGGUAUAUUCUAUGAUUAGCUUGUAGGGUUAGGGUUUAGUGAGUGUUAACUGGGUGAUUAAAAGUGUCCAUUCAUUC